ACAAAUAUAAAUAUUUUGAGAUUCUGAGACGCACAUCAAUCCAAGUGCAUUUUAGUGUUGUUUUUGAGUGAUUUAGGUAUAUUUCUUCAUUCGAUGUGAGUUUACUUGUAAUUCAACAAAUCCUUUUGUAACAUUAGAUUGGCGAAAUGCAUCGUCGGGGAGGAAAACGUAUCCGGAUGGAUGAACCUCCUCCGGAAUUCGAGGAGCAUCCUGAAGCGCCGUAUCACGCUGAACCGCUUAAUGAGAGUUGGUCUUCCGGAGGGGCCCCCGGAGAAGGACCCUCUGAGGAACAGCAGCCGGAGGAAAGCACUGGUCGACGUGGGGGAAGAAUGACUCGCUUGAGGGCGCGUGGUGGUGUUCCACUGAAAGCGCCUAUUAUUGAUGAGGAUGAUGAUGAUAUUUUUUUCGGAUCGAGAUAUGAGCAGCAGCAGCUACAGCAAAAGAAGCGAAAAGCGCCGAGGAAAUUGCGUGGGGAAACCGUCCCGAAGGAACCACGUGAAAAGAAAGAACGAGCAUACCAUCACGAGCACGAGGAGAGAGUCGUAGUGACGGAUCGCGAAAGUACAACGGACGAGACAAGUCUGUAUUUCAUUCUCAGACAUUCGAAGUCGGCUAUAACCGGAAUAGUGGACGAUUGGAUUGAGAGUUACAAAUUGGAUAAAGAUUCAGCUCUGAUUGCACUGAUGAAUUUCUUCGUCCAUGCCAGUGGAUGUAAGGGGAAGAUUACGCCGGAGAUGCAACAGACGAUGGAACACACGGCUAUCAUUCGUAAGAUGACCGAGGAGUUCGACGAAGACAGUCAUGAGUAUCCCCUGAUCAUGCCUGGACAGCAGUGGAAAAAGUUCAAGAUGAAUUUUUGUGACUUUGUUCAGACUUUGGUCAAGCAGUGUCAAUAUUCUAUCAUCUAUGAUCAAUUUUUGAUGGACAAUGUCAUUUCACUGCUAACGGGACUCUCGGAUUCACAGGUUCGAGCCUUUCGUCAUACGGCUACCCUGGCCGCAAUGAAGCUGAUGACAGCGCUGGUCGAUGUGGCACUGCUUGUGUCCGUUAACUUCGACAAUGCGGCCCGACAGUAUGAUGCGGAACGGUUAAAGCCUCGUGAUAAGCGCGCUCCGGACCGCCUGGAGUCAUUGAUGGCGAAACGCACUGAGCUGGAGGAAAAUAUGGACGAAAUCAAGAACAUGCUUACGUAUAUGUUCAAGUCAGUUUUCGUACAUCGGUAUCGAGAUACUUUACCGGAAAUAAGAGCCAUUUGCAUGUCUGAGAUUGGCAUUUGGAUGCAGAAAUUUUCGCAGAAUUUUCUGGACGAUUCCUAUCUCAAGUAUAUCGGAUGGACGUUGCAUGACAAGGUCGGCGAAGUGCGUUUGCGAUGUUUGCAAGCACUGCUACCUUUGUACGAAAAUGAGGAGUUGAAGGGGAAACUGGAGCUGUUUACGUCGAAAUUUAAGGAUCGAAUCGUGGCGAUGACAUUGGACAAAGAGUUCGAGGCGGCCGUUCACGCAGUGAAGCUGGUGAUCAACAUUUUAAAAAUCCACCAGGACAUCCUGACGGACAAGGAUUGUGAAAUUGUGUACGAGUUGGUGUACUCGUCACACCGCGGAGUUGCGCAAGCUGCGGCAGAGUUCCUCAACGUGCGUCUCUUCUGUCUGGACGCUGACGCGCAAGUAACCUAUACGAAGCGAGGCAAGAAGCGUUUAUCGAAUACCCCGUUGAUUCGUGAUCUGGUGCAGUUUUUCAUCGAAUCCGAACUGCACGAACACGGUGCAUAUCUGGUGGAUUCAUUUAUCGACAGUAACCCAAUGGUUAAAGAUUGGGAAUGCAUGACUGAUUUGUUGCUCGAGGAGUCGGGUCCCAUGGAGGAAACGUUAGAUAACAAGCAGGAAUCGACGCUGAUCGAGAUCAUGGUUAGCGCUGUUCGGCAAGCUGCCACUGGAGAACCACCGGUUGGUCGGGGCAGUAGCAGGAAGAUGACACUCAGCGCGAAGGAGAUAAAACAAGUACAGGACGACAAGCAGAAGUUGACGGAACAUUUCAUUCAAACUUUGCCACUACUGUUGAACAAAUAUAGCGCUGAUAGCGAAAAGUUGACUAAUUUGUUAGCAAUCCCACAGUACUUUGAUUUGGAAUUAUACACAACCACCAGACAAGAAGCGAAUCUGCAAGCAUUGCUGGACAAAAUGACCCAUAUAAUGUCGAUUCACGUUGAUCGUGAAGUUUUGGAGACCUGUUCGAAGACGUUUGAAUUCUUGUGCACUGAAGGAAGUGCUAUCUAUACUCGCUGUGACGUGGCGAGGUCCAAUGUUAUCGACGAGUGCGUCAAUCGCUACAAGGAGGCAAUCGAUGAUUAUCGUAACCUUAUUGCUGGAGAAGAAACUCCAAACGAGGACGAGAUAUACAAUGUCAACAUAAGCUUGAAGAAGGUUUCAAUUCUCUACUCGUGUCACAACUUGAACCCUUGGAAUUUGUUUGACUCGCUCUAUCAGGAUAUCGAGGAAAGUCUCUCCGAAAACGCCGGAGAUAACGGAAUUCCUCAUGAGGCCCUAGUUUACUGUAUCGAAGCUUGCUUCUUUUCUAUAAAUUGGGGAUUGUAUUAUCUUGAAAACACAAUGGACAGAUCCGCAUCCUCAGAGGUGGAUGAACUGUCAGGUAAUCUCAAAAAAUACUUCGGCGCCUGCAACGAACUGAUGCACUACGAAGUUGCUCCAACAGUUCAGGAAGCUGCCUACAUGUCGAUAUGUGACCUUCUUGUCGUGUUCAGUGAUCAGUUGGUGACCCAUCCCAACGAGAAUAUAAGAAAACUUGUUUACAUUCCAAGCCCCGAACAGCAAGGCCUGUUGAACGAAUUUGUACAGGCGAAUGUGUUCUCGACUGAACAGGAGGAAGGACAUGACGAGACCAGGAUUGAGGAAUUGCACAAGAGACGAAACUUUCUAGCAGCUUACUGCAAAUUGAUUGUGUACAAUAUUCUCCCCAUGAAAUCGGCCGCAGAUAUCUUCAAACACUAUCUCAGGUGCUACAAUGAAUAUGGAGACAUUAUUAAAACAACCCUUGGCAAGACCCGCGAGAUCAACAAAGUGAACUGCGCAAUGACAAUGUGUCUGAGUUUGAUCAACGUCUUCAAAGACAUCCAAGAAGCCUCCCCAAAUGGUCGGGUAUCUAAGAAUUCACAAGAGUUCCAGGACCUUAAAGAGUUAGCAAAACGUUUCGCCCUUUCGUUCGGUUUGGAUGCAGUAAAGAAUCGCGAGGCCAUUACUGUAUUCCACCGGGCUGGAAUUCUAUUCGCCGUCACUGUUUCAGCUGAUGGGUACGAAGAUCCUUCGGCGCCACCACCGUGUAUUGCUUUUCUAGAGGUUCUGGCUGAAUUGACCAAUAAGCUGAUCAAGCAGGACAAAAAGUUGAUUCUCAAUUUCAUGGAGCGACGACUAAACGCUGGAAUACCGUCAAGUCGCUCGGAGGACUGGCAGUCUCUUGUGACGUACAAAAAUUCUCUGUUGCACGGCGAAACGGAUCAAGUUCCGGUGACAUCGAAGCGAGCCUAUUCACGCAAGAAGAAGGAUUAUGAUCAUGAUGAUGACGAGGAACACGAUGAUGAAGAUGAUCAGGAUUAUGUUGCGUAAUUCUCAAUGCAUUUAUAACACUAUAAGAAAAUCUUAUUCAAUAAAGUGUAAUAUGAGA
Messenger RNA from Toxorhynchites rutilus septentrionalis, 3675 nucleotides. RefSeq names its product cohesin subunit SA-1 (gene SA1). The transcript is spliced from 6 exons. Gene Ontology annotation, biological process: sister chromatid cohesion. Gene Ontology annotation, cellular component: chromatin; nucleus; cohesin complex. Gene Ontology annotation, molecular function: chromatin binding. The coding region runs from base 147 to 3617 and encodes 1156 amino acids. Lineage: Eukaryota; Metazoa; Arthropoda; Insecta; Diptera; Culicidae. The record is from RefSeq and is a predicted model, not a curated record.